AUGGCAAAGCUCGCCGUGUGCGUCUCCGUAAUGCUUGUGCUGCUGCUGGCGGCACUGAGUGAAAGCAGUCCAAGGAAAUAUUGCUGCACACAGUACCAAGAAACUCCUGUCCCAGUUAAAAGACUAAAGAGUUACACAGUCCAAGAUGAUUACUGCAAAAUCAGGGCAAUAAUUUUCAAGACUGUGAAAAACAGACCGGUCUGUGCCAAUCCUGAUGAGCAGUGGGUACAGGAGGCCAUGAUGUCAGUGUCAAAAAAACCUUGAGGAGCAUCAGCACUCGUGGAGAU
Archocentrus centrarchus (flier cichlid) is the source of this 287-nucleotide messenger RNA. It is a transcript of the gene ccl20a.4, whose product is annotated as chemokine (C-C motif) ligand 20a, duplicate 4. Lineage: Eukaryota; Metazoa; Chordata; Actinopteri; Cichliformes; Cichlidae. The transcript has 4 exons. The record is from RefSeq and is a predicted model, not a curated record. The coding region runs from base 1 to 264 and encodes 87 amino acids. Gene Ontology annotation, cellular component: extracellular region. Gene Ontology annotation, biological process: immune response. Gene Ontology annotation, molecular function: chemokine activity.